AACAAUUUCCUUUCUGACUUGAAACACACUAUUUCAGUGAGGGAAAACAUUGGCCAUGAUCACUUCCAUUUUCACUUAUUUUCUUCUUCUAUUUCUCGUUCACUUAUUUUCUAUUGGAUUUAUAUCCCUCCAAGCAAGCGAAUUUGUUUCCUAUUCAACCAACUUCACGACUUGCUGGGAGAUAGAGAGAAAUGCACUUCUCAAGUUCAAAGAAGGUCUCCAAGAUCCUUCAGGCCGGCUUUCUUCUUGGGUUGGCAAUUAUUGUUGUACAUGGUCAGGUGUUGGCUGCAAUAGGCAAACGGGACAUGUCACGAAGCUUGACCUCGGUAUGCCGCCCAUCAGUUUUAAUAUUAAUGAUCCAAAAGCUUUUGAUCCUGCAUCCUUACAAGGUACGAUAAGUCCUUCAUUGCUUGAUUUGAAAUAUUUAUACUACUUGGAUCUAAGCUGGAACAAUUUUGAACAAACUCCAAUCCCCAACUUCAUUGGUUCAUUCACCAAGUUAGAAUACCUUGAUCUCUCUUAUGCAUCUUUUAGUGGCUUGGUUCCUCCCCAUCUUGGAAAUUUGUCAAACUUGCGUUACCUUGAUCUCUCCUCACAAAGCUUAGAUCAAGAUACUUUGGUUUCUGAUUUGAGUUGGAUCCAUGGACUCUCUUCGUUGGAACGUCUCAGAUUAAAGAUGGCAAACCUUAGUUUUGCUUCAACCAGUUGGUUGCAAGCUAUAAACAAGCUUCCUUCCUUGAUGGAGUUAGAUUUAUCUUUCUGUGGACUGCAUGAAAUCCCUACCUCUCUUCCAAUUUUGAACUUCAGUUCUAUUCAGAUCAUUCAUCUUUCAUUAAAUCAUUUCAAUUCACCAAUACCUGGUUGGUUGUUCAAUAUCAGUUCUCUUGUUGAGCUUGACUUGUCUUCUAAUGGCUUUAGUGGACAAAUACCUCCAUCUGUACAAAAUCUUAAUAACAUGAGGGAUCUUGUACUUUAUGAAAAUGAUCUCUCGGGUCCGCUUCCAAUUUCUAUUGGAAACUUAUCAUCCUUGGAGACAUUAUUUCUCUCUUCCAACCAAUUGAAUGGAACAAUUCCUAAAUCCAUUGGACAAUUGAAGAAGUUGAUUAUGCUAGCUCUUAGUUCUAAUAACUGGGGAGGUGUCGUGUCUAGAAUUCAUUUUCUCCACCUAAACAAUAUGAAGACGUUAUCUCUUCACCAUAACAAAUUGUGUGGAGAGCUUCCAAGAUCCUUACAAUUUCAUUCACAUUCUUUGGUAGACCUCAGUUUCAAUUUAUUUGAAGGACUAGUUCCACUAUUUUCUGGUGUCAGCAUGCUCAAUUUGAAAAACAACUCACUCUCAGGACCAAUUCCAGCAAAUUUUGUCGAUGGCAUGCUACAUUUAGCAUUUAUGGAUCUUUCUGAGAACUACUUCAAUGGCAGCAUUCCUUCUUCAAUAAAUAAGUUGGAGAAGUUACAAGUUCUAUUGCUAGAAAAUAAUGAACUUUCUGGAAAUAUUCCUUCAAUGAAUAGAUUGAACAAGUUAUGGACAUUAGACCUUUCAAAUAACAAUUUAUUUGGCAACAUUCCAAGCUCCUUGUGCUCACAGUCACCUCUUAUUCAUUUGAAAUUGAAUGGCAACAAUUUUUAUGGAAAGCUUUCAUCCUUGCGAAACUGCACAAACUUAGGGACACUUGGUCUUGCAAAUAAUCAAUUUCAUGGAGGCAUUCCAAGAUGGAUUGGAGAAACUCUAUCUUGUUUAUCAAUACUACAGUUACGAGGAAACAUGUUUAGGGGAAAGAUACCAAAAAGUUUGUGCAGCCUUCCUUUACUCCAUGUUAUGGAUCUAGGGCAGAAUAAUUUUUCAGGAUCAAUUCCACCAUGUCUAGGCAAUUUAAGUAGCCUGUAUCAGUCCAAAAAUGAUACUUCUGUAUUUGCUGCUGUUGCUAUUGAUGCUGUUGUUACUAAUUUUAUUACUGUUGCCACUACUGUUGCCACUAUUGUUGCUGGUGGUAAGGAGGGUGUUGUUGCUGCUGCUAUUGCUUUUGAGGGGCUUAUGCCUUUCAUUGAUGAAAUGCGGGAGAUGGAAUUUAAUGUUAAAGGACAAACACUUGAAUUUGUUAAGAUAAUUGAUCUCGUGAAUUUGAUAGAUUUAUCAAGUAAUAAUCUUGAAGGGGAAAUUCCGGAGGAGAUAAUGAAGCUUUCUGCCUUGGGUACAUUGAACUUAUCUCGGAAUCAAUUGACAGGAAACACCCCUGAGAGGAUUGGAGACUUGCAGUUGUUAGAAACUCUUGACCUCUCAGUCAACCAUCUUUCAGCCAUGAGAUGUGCAGUUUCUACUUAGGAGGCUUUGAAUUAUGAAGUCAAAUCAGUUUGGUGGAUGUUUAUCUUGUGUUUCCAAUAAUAAUAGAGUUUAUUACUUCUGUUGUCAUGGAAUGUGAGUAUUUUCAAUCAAUUGUUGUAUGCUCU
Messenger RNA from Rubroshorea leprosula, 2445 nucleotides. The record is from the annotation of a GenBank genome assembly. NCBI's taxonomy places the organism in Eukaryota, Viridiplantae, Streptophyta, Magnoliopsida, Malvales, Dipterocarpaceae.